Messenger RNA from Photinus pyralis (common eastern firefly), 1759 nucleotides. RefSeq lists its product as uncharacterized. Bases 289 to 1650 code for a protein of 453 amino acids. The transcript is spliced from 4 exons. The record is from RefSeq and is a predicted model, not a curated record. NCBI's taxonomy places the organism in Eukaryota, Metazoa, Arthropoda, Insecta, Coleoptera, Lampyridae.
UAAAAAUAAUAAAUAAAAUAGGUAUUGUAAUAGAUAUAAAUAGCGACUUAAAUUCAACGUCAUAGUUGGCGGUGAUAUGGUGUUUAUCGUCAACGAACCUCAAUACACUUGUCAGAUGGACCGGUCAUUUCGAGUUGAAAAUUGAUACGCGGAAAGUUCAAUUGACAACUUUUGAAUUACUCGAUACAACGAUGUAGGUUUCUUCGCGUAACUGCAGCCACGGACAACCGGAUUUCACAGUUUACCCUUUGCGUGUCAAGAGACGCUGCUAUCAUUUUUACAACAAAAAUGAACGUUGAAAAACUGCAAAGAAGUUUAUCAGAAAUUCGUUACAUUCACGAACGAAGAUCUCAUGGACGAGUUAAUUUAUACAACGUCUUUGAGACGAUUAUCAUGAGCCAACCUUUAGAUAUGAACAGGAGAAAGAUGGAAUCCAUCCUCAACAAUGAUCUAAGCAUCAGCACAGUCCACUUAGAUAGACGGCUGGUUAGUGUAUUAUGCGAGGCCUUAGCGUACUAUAUGGGUGUCUGGCCCGGCUGGAUGCGACUGACCACCGAUUUACCGUCCUCCAGUUCACCCGACUUUAAACGAUUUCGCCAGUAUCUCACCCUUAAGUGUAACUUUAUUUUGAAGAAUGCCGCGGAUUACGAAGACGGAAAAACUGUGCACGACAAAGGUACGCAAACGGAUAACCUCACCGGCAAGAAAGAGAUGGCCCCUUAUGAUUUGGUAAUCGGAGGACCGCCGUCUGUUAUAAACAAUUUGGUGUUUACAAAACACGCGGGUGACAUUGUGAUAAAGCAACAUCCCGAGAAGCCCUGGCAGGGAUUGCAGUUGCCCCAGUUUCUAAACUGGCCGUACGUUUCGGUUACAGUAAAAAUGCCCGACAUUUCUCUCACGCGAGCUAAUAAUCACAAAGUUAAUCGUUACGUCGCGCUGCACGGUGACAAGGUUGUGUUUCCCGAGAUUCAUUACAUCGAUUACAUCAUGAAAACAAAGCCCGGAACGGAGUUUGAGCCGUAUUCGUACACAUUCUUCUUCUACUAUUUUCUUCAACUGAACAUCGUUCUACAGAAGAUACCGAAGGUAAAUGAAGAACGUCGAAACGAAUUGGCCGUCAUUUUUGCCGAGUAUCUGAACGAUAUUAAGGAGAUGAGUGUUUAUAAUUCGACAAUGUCGACCCAUUCGAGUAUCGGCUUCAAUAUUGGUAGAUGCCAUUACAUCCGAAGUAAGAAGAUGGUCUCCAAGACAGAGUUGGUUGAUACAAGUGCAGUAAAUUUCUACGAAGUCAUCGUUCCGCAGGUCGACGUUUCGCUCCAUUACUUCACCGCGGUGCAAGACCAGAGCAAUAUGGAGAGCGAGGAUGUAACGUUUCAAAGUUUAAACACGUUGUUAAGUAAAUUAGACGAUUCUACAAGUUCAGAUCUGGAUAAGUUAGCGAUUAUGAUAAACAACUCGAGUGUCAUGUACGAUUGUGCUCUGUGUAAUAGAAACUUCACAGGACCUUCCGCUUAUGAGUCCGCUAUAAAUCAUUUUAGCGACUUACAUAAAUCGGAACAGAUGGUUUUGUGUUAUAAAUGUGGUGUACAAUAUGACGUAGAAGUAUUAACUGAGAAACGGUGGGCACAUAAUUGUGUUCCUAAAGAGUAAUGUUUUUCUUUGUAUUUAUAUACCAGUAUGUAAUGUUUUAUCAUGCAUUUGACCAAUUUUAUUUCUUGUUAAUAGCAAGAGAGUAAAUACAGCACUAUUUUAUAUACUA